GCAAGAGGCCACGCACGCAUUUUUUUGUUGUCCCAUCCAGAGCCGCCGCCACAACUCGCCCAACAAGCCUCGGCACCUUUCGUCGCACGCGAGCACCGCUCGCUUUUGCCUCAAUGUCAGAGGUGCGGCGUUUUUAUCGCACGGGGGCUCAGCGGACGAUGCCCCUCGCUCGCUUCGCCCUGGGCGCGCCGAAUUCUCCGAGUGUUUUUUUGCCGCCGAGGUGACGGGCGCAAGGGUCGUUCGAUGACCUACAGCGGUUCUGCGGAUCGGGGGUCAGAUUAAUAAGCGCUCCGUCGCCCAUAUGAGCUCCGUUGGCCGCCUUGAGUCAGGUCUUCACAGGUAGCUGUGUUUCUGAUCUGCCUGCCGCGUCGCAGAGGAAACGCGCCGCCGGAUGCAAUCGCCGACCGCGUGCCUCCUAAUGAUCUGGGAUUUUAAAGGCGGUAUCCGUGGACGACUCUGGAGGAGGAGGAGUAGGAGGCAAAGGCUGUGAGUGUGUCACUGGGAAGGAGAUCUGGCAGGAGGUUGGUGGGUCGGCAUGCAAGCCACAUCCAGCGGGUCGCGGGCGUCCCGAGAAUUUGUGCGGCCCUUGACGUGCGGUUCUGGAGGAAGAUGCUCGGCGCUCGGAGUCCGGCUGCAAGGAGAGGCCACCGACUAAAGCAUGGCAGCUUGGCAGAUGCACCUUCGCAGCUCUCUCCAUUGCCCGCGUAUCUCUUCACACCUCACGGAGGAGUGGACCCGCAGCGCGUGACUUCUCGGCCUCCCCAACAGCAGCAGAAACUCGCUACAAAUCGAAGGAACCAAGAAGAUGAACCACUCUCUUCUCUGUCUCUCCACAGCUCUCUCCAUUGCCCGCGUAUCUCUUCACACCUCAAGGAGGAGUGGACCCGCAGCGCGUGACUUCUCGGCCUCCCCAACAGCAGCAGAAACUCGCUGCAAAUCAGCAGGGCCCCGUGACGCGAGGCACCCCGGCGGCUCCCGAGAAUGCGCCUGAAGCGACGGCGGCGCCUGCUCUGCCUCGCCUGCGUCCUCACGGCGCUCGUCCUGGUCAACAUCAUCGCGUCCCUGCCCGGCGGCAAGCCCCGGGCCCAGCGGCCGCGGCACCGAGGGGGCGUCGCGCUGGGCGCGGGGGCCGCGCGCCGCCGAGGAGGCGGAGGAGGCCACGCCGAGGUGCUGACGGAGAGGCGGCCGGGCCGGACCCACGACGGACCGCGACCGCGGGCGGUGAGAGGAGGCCGCCAGCGCUUCGGUGACGACAGCAGCGACGAGUGGCUGGCGGUCGACCCCCCCGGGGCGUUGGACGCGGCGCGGAGGGACAAGGCGAAGGCGGCUGAGAGGAGCGCGGCAGGAGACGCCGUCGUCGGCGGGCGAGACGCCGCGGCGAGCCGCGAGCGGCACGCGGGGCGAGUUGUCGGGGCGAACGAGGCGCGGGAGGAGUCCAACCUUGUGGAGCUCAUCAAGGGGCAGGGCGGCUGGCUGGGAGAGCUCGGGGGAAAGUGGCUGGCGGGGAGAUUCGGAUUCUUCCACGCCGAGCGUGAACCCGAUCCGCCGCUGAAAGGACCCGGAGAGCGCCUUGCACCUGGAAACGUGCCCCGCGUUCCCAACGAGGCUGCUCCUGAACCGGGCUCCGUCCCAGCGCCCGUGCCUGACCCGAGGCGCUGCGCCGCGCUGGGCCUCGCUUUCGACGGGUCCGGCGACGGCGGCCGCGCAAACGGCAGCGUGCGCCCGGACGCGCCCACCCCACCUCCCUGGCUCUCCCGGGAAGAUCUGCGGAUCCUGAACCUGCUGUCCGGCGGCGCCGUGCGGCGCAAGGAGACCCUGCCGGGCCACGGGGCCGUGCUGAGGCUCACGUUGGGACCGGCGGACGGGUCGGCGGCGUCCGCCGGGCCCCUGCCGCCCGUCGAGGCGGGACGCGACUAUUGCGCCGAGGGUGCGUGCGCGCUGGCCAAGCGCACGGGCGACUCGUACGAGGUGCUGGCCUUCCACCUGGACCGCGUGCUGGGGCUGGGCCGCGCGCCGCCGGCCGUGUCGCGAAGGCUGGACAGCUGGCUGCUGCCGUACAGGUUCACGAACGGCACGGCGCGACCACUCAUCUGGUGGGUGCCGGACAUCCUGCGUCUCAGCGACGGCGCCAGCGAAGAGGGAGACGACCAGAACUCCUUUCGGCUUACGUGGCCGCAGUACCAGGCCGUGCUUCGUGGCGAGUGCCACGGCAAGGAGGACGGCGCUGGCGGCGGCGGCGGAAGAGCCGCGGGUGUCUCCUGCCCCUCCGUGAGCCGGGCCGAGUGGGGGAGAUUGGCCCUGUUUGACUUCCUCCUGCAGUUUAUUGUGCCCGCCACCGCGCGUCCAAUGAGCAUGGUUGGAUACGUACGGCGCGAAAGAAGUCCGACAUACAUGCGUGCAAGUAAAAUGGUAAAAGGUAAAGAUGCAGCCCUGCAUGUGCUUGCUCACGCCACUGCUGGCGGAAGGGUCUCCAGUCAAUUGAGCUCCCGAGGGCCCGUCUACGAGAAUGUGUUUGCCAACUCUUCCGUGUUGGCCAGACGUCUUGGAUGAGGUAUGAGUCACCCAAACAUCACCCCAUAGGCAGUGAUCAUGAACGUCAAUGAAUGAUGAUAAAUGUGGAAUUUAAACACAAGGAGCCAUCUUGCUUGGUAUUUACAGUGGCUGGAACUUUAGAUUUACAUUCAAGCAGCCCACAAGACGGACGGGCCCAAGGCAAGAGGAGCACAAGGCACUUGUUUAUGAGGAGCCGCUGAUGGUUUUUGCACAACGGAUGAGUGCUCGAUACGAGUUUCUGUGUGUGUCUUCAACAUUCGCGGGUUUCCUGCCUGCGCUGUUUUCCUGUCGCUAUGGUUUUCUUUCCCCCAUAACUUACAGAUUUGACCACAUUCACACAUUGCACAUCCGACUUCAGCAUUUGCACCUGGAACGGGCCUUACUUUGAGCCAUCUCAGCCUUACGUAAGGCAUCGCCUCAUCCUCCAACAUGGCAUUCUUCCUCGUGCGAAACACCAAUUGUAAACAAGCCGUUAAUAUUCGCUUGCUUUUUGGCACGUCUGACAUACAUGAAACCUCUACAGGAUCUAGUAACAUCUGUGCCGCAUUAAAUCCCUUGCUCUAUAAUAAUAACAAUAAUAAUCAUUCAAGAAGAAGAACUAGGCAGCCAUGCGUGCGGUUGAUAAAUCCCCUUGCGUCAAACAAGCCGACGCUAUAAGCCCCCCUCGGUGUUUUCAUCGUUUUGAGAACUCCACAAGUCUUCGAGUGUGUUUUGCAUUACACGCGCCUCGUGCAUAAUUCGCUGUGGGAGUAAUUUUUCAGGACACAAAGACAAAGAUCCCCCACCACCCCCUACACCCAGUAUGACCUUAACAGACUGUAGGGGCAAGUGCUGUUAGCAAGCACCUAUGAAGGCCGGAACGGUACACGAACGAGGGGGUGGGUGGCCAGCACCACGCCCGACCGCCUUUGUCUCCCCAGUGACGAUGUUUACACACCGCACCAGGUACUCAUUUUAGGCUGAGUCGACCUAGGAGAGGCCCGGGACCGGUUCAGAUAAUCGUCACUGGUGUUGGCCGUGAGCGAUAAUCGAACUCGGGUCGCCAGGUUCAUAGCGCAGCGCGCUAACCGCUACACUACCGCUCCCCACACACAGACACACCCGCACACACACACGCACAGGCACACACAUGCACACACGCACGCGCGUGAGCUUGGAGUCAACUUUGGCCGUGGUGGCCCUUCGAUGUUCUCGUGACGACUGCCAGGCCCCGCCCGCUCCGCGCGUCGUCCCACGUGGAGACUUCUUCCAUCAGCAUGGACCCAGCAGCAGCAGCAGCGUGCCGCGUUUGGACUGCGGCGUAAACGCCUUUGUUUAAUCACUUUCAUUUCCUUCAGUCUGGGGGGCGGGGGGGGGGGUGAGUUCUUAAUUUACACCCAGACGAGAGCCAGCGCCCUGUGUAGGAGUUCAUAUGUAAUGCCAACUGAACCAGGGUCUAUGCCAGGAAUGUUUUUUUUAAAAGGAGAGACAAUCCCUUUAGGCUACCUGUUCGUGUUGUUCAUGUUUUAACGAUGUAUGCGCCCUAAUUUCUGGCUGCUUUGUGUCCGCCUGCCUCCCUGUGCACCCUUCAUCCGAUGCUCCAUCAGCACUCAGAAUUAGAAAGUCCUUUUCUUGGUGGUGAUGCUUCUUUAAGUGGGGCAGAAGCCGUGUGGAGGGCGCCACGGUGGCGAGAUGUUAACCACCUCGCCUGGUCCACAGGAGGUCGUGGGUUUGAUCGUGACUCUGACACCUGUAUAUUUGUAGUUUUCACGUCUCUCUCCACGUGGUCGCGUGGAUUUUUCUCCGGGUCCUCCGGUUUUACCCUCCACAUUUAGAAUCAACGUCAUGCGUUUAGAGUAUUUGGCUUCUAUAAAUGUCCACGUGAUGAGCCACUUCGUUGAGCUAUAAUUUGUGAUGUCCAGGUCGCUUCUGAAAACGAAUAGCUUAGUGGACCUUACCUGGUAAAAUAAAAAUAAAAUAGUGAAAUAGUUUUUUAGCAACAAAUCGACUUCGAUGUCACUAUUUCUAUUCAAUUUAGUUUAUGACUUAAACAGGGCAGUAGUUAUUCACUGCUGGAUGACGGUCACCCAUCCCAUGGCUUUUCAGUCAUUGGGGGUCGUUUGGCCAUACUUCACCACAAUGGUCAAUGCAGGUUGGUGAAGGAGGUGGAGGGAGCCAGUUCAGAUACCGCUCGCCACUGACGUUCAGAAUCAGAAUACACAUUUAUACUGGAGGAAUCCGCUGUCGGAAAGACGCUGUCUUUCUUUCCGACAGACCUGUUCUUCACCUGAGGACGCCUGCUUGCGUUGUGGCCGAAACGUCGUGAGAAUUGUAUUUAAUGAUGUUUUAUUUUUAUUAUUUUAUUAUUUCCCUUCUACGUGACUUUACCGAAACAAACAAGAAGAUGAAUCCCUGCAGUCACGAAAGCUUUAAAUCGAAGCUCUUUAUGACGGAUGUCCAGUCGCUGGCCAUGGCCAGAAUGCAAACUCAGGUCACCGGGUUCAUAGCGGAGUGCGCUCACCGCCGAGUCACCGCUCCACCCCUGCACUGAAGUCUUUCCGAGUCCUUAAAUCCAUCUCUUUACUUUUUCUCGUUCGAAUUACACUAUUUCAAUAACAGACGAAUUAGACAUUUUUGUUACAAAUUUUGACGCGAACGAGGCCGUAGCGUUGACAGGCUCGCAAUCUGCAAUGGUCCACAGUAAAUUACACUUCAAUGUGAUGAAUGAUACCCACCUCAGCGGUAAAAAAAUUACCCGUAAAAACAAAGUUUUUCACUAUAAAUCCUUUAUAUGCGUGGCAUGGGUUUUAUUUUAUUAUUCAUUUCUGUUGUUCUUGAGUAAGAGUUUCAUUUUUAUCACAUUGGUAUUUUAAAUUAAAUAUGGAAUUUUUUUUUUCCUAAAAAGUGGAACAUUUGGGAAUUUUUUUUUCACGAAAAUAAAUUGUCACGCACAACGAGUCUGUGUGCAAAAUGUCAGCUCGAUUGGAUCACGGAAAGUGGGUUACAAAACGACCGAAAGAUGUGCACGGUCGUAAGCGCGGAAGCAAGCAAGCAAGCGAACUUAAUAUAAAGGAUUAAAAAAAAAAGGCGUGAAGCCCGGCGAGUUGCCGUAAAAGGGAAACCAGAGGAAGCACCACGAACACGACGAGUGA
Molecule: messenger RNA, 5684 nt
Organism: Lethenteron reissneri (Far Eastern brook lamprey)
Lineage: Eukaryota; Metazoa; Chordata; Hyperoartia; Petromyzontiformes; Petromyzontidae
Product: Golgi-associated kinase 1A-like
Cellular component (GO): Golgi apparatus
Source: RefSeq, a predicted model, not a curated record